AUGCACCGCAUCAUCUGCCUCCUCUCGGGACUCCUCUUCAUCCUCGGUGUGACCCCCACAGACGGCUUUCCCCGGGCAGGCUGGAGCAGAGCUCAUGGUCACGCGCUCAGCUGCAACAGAGCUCUCUGCUGGGUGCCGUGCCAGAACGGCGGGAGCUGCACCUUCCCCGGCAGAUGCACCUGCCCGCCCGGCUGGAUGGGGCGAACCUGCGAGACAGACGUGGAUGAGUGUGCCAGCCAGAGCCACGGAUGCGGUCAGCUCUGCAUCAACACGGCCGGGAGCUACCACUGCGCCUGCCAGGAUGGCUUCAACCUCGCUGCCGACGACAAGGCCUGCCAGCCCCUAGGGCCAGCCCCUGAGCCAGAGUCCUUCAGCCAAGCAGGUUCCCCCAGUGAAAUGAAGGAAGAAAUGCAGGAGCUGAAGGGCAGAGUGGAGGCGCUGGAGCAGAAACUCCAGUUGGUGCUGGCCCCCUUCCACAACCUCAUGCUGUCUGCACCGGAGGACGUCGGCGCAGACCCCAUCAGCCGGCUGUCCCACUCCCUCCAGCAACUGGACAGGAUUGACUCCCUGAGCGAGCAGAUCUCCUUCCUGGAGGAGCGGCUGGAGACAUGUUCCUGCAGGAAUGAGCUCUAG
Molecule: messenger RNA, 633 nt
Organism: Eurypyga helias (sunbittern)
Lineage: Eukaryota; Metazoa; Chordata; Aves; Eurypygiformes; Eurypygidae
Gene: EGFL7
Product: EGF-like-domain, multiple 7
Exons: 7
Coding region: 1-633 (210 amino acids)
Biological process (GO): anatomical structure development
Cellular component (GO): cell surface; extracellular region
Molecular function (GO): calcium ion binding; signaling receptor binding
Source: RefSeq, a predicted model, not a curated record